Molecule: messenger RNA, 1040 nt
Organism: Owenia fusiformis
Lineage: Eukaryota; Metazoa; Annelida; Polychaeta; Sabellida; Oweniidae
Source: the annotation of a GenBank genome assembly
CAAGGUUUAUGUCAGUGAAGAAAGGAUACUCCCACUUUUCCGGUUUUGCUGUUGCAGUCUUCAUGAGUUUGUUGACCAGUAUUGUAUUGGUUGUUAUCUCGUUCUUGAUUCCAACUGAACCGAAUGCUUUGUUCAUUCUAACUGGAUGUCUGGUAUUAAUCACAACACUACUGACUACUCUACUGAUUUUAACCUCAAAGGUCAUUAUCAUAGCAAAAGGAGGUGGUCCACUUUAUAUGAAGUUAUUUUCCCCAAUUGGCGCAGCAUUUGGCUUCUUGGAGACAGUGGCUGGAGAAGGCCAAUUGCCUGGAUUGGGUGCUGCUAAGUCGCUAAACAUGCCAGAAGUUGCUCUUGCUGCUGGGAAGAUUGAACUAAGUGACCGAAAGUCUGUUUUGGAUAAUGCUGACCAUCACCACGACAAGGGCGGUCAUUUAAAUGUCGGUGGUUCGGACUUGAUCAAUGGCUACGAUUUAGAAGAAUGCUCGUGACCUUUAAGUUAGAUUUCAUAACUGCAGCCAUUUUGAAAGAACUCGGGAAAUAUUACAUUGUUCAUUGGAAAUAUGUCCGUAUCCAAUCCCUUCUAGAAUAUAACUUCUUUAGAUCUGAUAUAUACUGUUUAUAUCCUAUAUAACUACUACUUGUAUGAAUAUUUUCGAUACUUCGUAUUUUCCCGUCCAAUUUCGUUUAUUGAAAUCGUAUUGAAAAUGGUAUUCACCUCCCGGGGAUUUCAGCUCAGUUCGAUAUGGCUCGGUAUCAUGAUAUUCUUAUAUGAGAAACGAUAUUUUUCAAUCAAAAUCAAAGAGAUUUUGGAGUAGUAUGAAGAUUGUAAGUUUAUAUAAACAUAGGCAAAUUGUUAUUUCAUCAUCAUGCUCUGACACGGACAGUCAAUGUCAUAAAAAAUUUGAGCAAUGUGCGAAUACCCUGUCAUGGACAUACGUAUUGUUGAUGAAUUUGUGACAACAUAUUGUGUUGAUGUGUUUAUGUUAUGCAAUAAAAUGUUUAUAUUUAAAAAUGUCAUAAAGUUAAGUCAUAUUUCGUAG